Megachile rotundata (alfalfa leafcutting bee) is the source of this 2344-nucleotide messenger RNA. RefSeq names its product L-dopachrome tautomerase yellow-b (gene yellow-b). Gene Ontology annotation, cellular component: extracellular region. Lineage: Eukaryota; Metazoa; Arthropoda; Insecta; Hymenoptera; Megachilidae. The record is from RefSeq and is a predicted model, not a curated record.
AUUCCGUGCUCGAUGGCAUAAGACGCAAGAGUAAUGACCCGAGCAUGGAAGGAAGAAUUCCUGGAACUUUUUGAACAAUCCGGUGUACUACCUUUGUCGUUCCAUUUCACUACGUAACAACGUCACGGUUAGCGGGGAACGCGACGAAUCACCGGUGUUUUAACUGGUCUGCCGAGCGGAUCGGUACUCGGGGUGCCUUGAACGGUAUCCAAACGGUACCGCCAGAGGAGAACGUCUUUCGUUUCUCCGACGAAUUCUCAGUUUGUCGUGUGUUCUCAUUCGAGACGGUAGCUCGCUGUCAUUUCACGAGGCUCACGGGUAAAUACAGUGAUUCGUUUGGUUAUUUCGGACAGUGGUUAACACCAAAUCUACCAAGUAUUUUUUGGAUGCUUUUCAUUCUCGUCGAGAAUUAAUGUGUUUUAUGUUCGUUGAAUUUUGAUUGAGUGCCGCGUCAACAUUCCAACAACGAAAACAAGAUAAAAAUCAAACAAAAAUGCAGUCCAGAACGACUUCACUUUUUCUAAACAUUUUUCUUUGGUUUUGUCUUGGGGAAAUUAUCGUCGCCGAUGACAAGCUCAGGGUAGCUUUUCAAUGGAAACAACUAGAAUACGAGUGGCCAAACAACGAAACUAAACUACUCUUCCCCGGAUACAAACAGGAAGAUAAUCUUCCUCUUGGACUUGAAAUCACUAAUGAUAGGAUUUUUGUUACUGUUCCGAGAUGGAGACUCGGUGUUGCUGCUAGUUUAAACUAUUUUUAUAUUAAUGAUACUCGUGAAUCUCCCACAUUAAUACCUUACCCUUCAUGGGAGGCGCACCAAUACAAAGAUCGCAGCGUUCCCGAGAUCAUUUCAACGUUUCGAAUCCGUGCAGACCGUUGCGACAGAUUAUGGGUGUUGGAUACCGGAUUCACCGACAUCUUAGAUAGCCCCGAACAGCAAUCACCACCAGCGUUACUCGUAUACGACUUAAAGAAUGACAAAUUGAUGCGAAAAUUCGUUAUUCCGGAUCAUCAAAGAACACCUGAUUCACUGUUCGCUAACAUCGCAGUCGAAGAUUAUUCUUGUGAAGACUCUUAUGCCUAUCUGGGUGAUUUGGGCGGACCUGGUCUUGUGGUUUACUCGUGGAAGAUGGACAAAUCAUGGCUUGUCAAGCACCAUUUCUUCCAUCCUGAUCCUCAGGGUGGAGAGUUCAAUGUAUCAGGAAUCUCAUUCCAAUGGACAGAUGGCUUGUUCGGUAUGAGUCUUGCACCCACAGGCGAUGGAUACAGCACCAUGUACUUUCAUCCACUCUCCAGUAGCAUGGAGUUUUCAGUUAGCACAAAGCUACUUAGAGACCCUCAACGUGCUACUUCCUCAGAAAACUUCCACGAGUUCCACUCUCUAGGAUCUAGAGGAUUAAAUGGUCAAAGUAGUGUCAGCUUUUUGGACCCAAUCACAGGUGUUUUAUUUUAUGCAUUGACAAACAAAAACGCUAUAGCUUGUUGGAGGCCACAGAACAUGUUUAUGAUGCAGCAACAAGGUCUUAUUUAUAUGGACAACAUUACUAUGGUAUUUCCUAAUGAUUUGAAGGUUGAUCGAAAUGGCAGUAUAUGGGUUCUCUCGGACCGCCUCCCCACGUUCAUGUACUCCCGUCUGGACCCCGAAGACUACAACUUCCGAAUUCUCACCGGUUCCACAAAAAACGCCAUAGAAGGCACCGCAUGCUCUAUGAAUCCACCUCCGACCACCACCAGCCCACGCACCUUUUCUCCACAAUCGAACAUCAUCGCCUCAAAAGCGUCCGCCCUCCAAAAUUCUGAAAUAACCUUAGCCUCCGUAAUCGGCAUACUCCUCGCGAGAAGGUUCAUCUGAGACCUCGCAUGUUCAUCCAAGGUUAUAAAAAUGUGCUAAAGCUUCGUUUCUCGAAAGGUGUCGCGCAAACGAGCAGAGCUGGCAGACUCUCGAGAAAUAUCGGAUGAUGCUUAUAGUAAAAUCGAAUUUCUUCAGCUCGUGACAUAAUCGAAUGGAAAUCGAGUACCGGUCACGACGAUCCGGUUACCAUAAACCGCCGUAAUUGGUUGUGCUAGAUUCUGCGGGUUGCGACAAAAACGGGACCUUGCAACCUUGGGAACAGUGAAUUUGUUCAGGCUUGUUGUACUUCAGAAAUAAGUUUUCAGAGUUUUUUAUUUUCACCGCGAGAGGCCUCCACAGGCAAUUGGAACUUGGAACAAUACUUCACUAAAUUUAUAAUUUUUUUUAUAUAUUUUAUUGAAUAUUUGGGAAUUUGUUCAAAAACAUUUCAGUACGUUUUUUACCAUUUGUUCAGAUAUAUUCUACUAAAUAUUUGAGAAUUUGUUCAAAUAU